AUGGCAUACGAACAAGAAGCCUUGGAGAAUAUGUUAUAUAAACAGGUCGCUGACAUCUGUAAAACAUUAGGUAUCAAAGUAAAGAGUACCAAAGCAUAUUUGAUCAAAGAGAUCAUGGCGCAUCAAGGAGAUGCCACCUCACCGGAUACCACUGCCAAGAAAGUAGCUGCUCCGGCUCCAAAGAAGAAUCAAGCGAACCCCAAAAGAAAAGCUUAUGAACCAGAUUCAGACGAAGAAAAAGAAGAGGAAGAAGAAAAGAAGGAAGAGGAAAAAGAUGGUGCUGAUCUUCCAGAGAAAGCAGAGGAAGAAGAGGAACCAGUUCAACCAACAAAGAGAACAAGAACUGCCACUGGUAAAGCAAUUCCAGUUGCCGCUCCAAAAAAACCAGUAGCAAAGAAAGAAGAAUCUGAAUCCGAAGUAGAAGAAGAAGAAGAAGAAGAAGAAGAACCAACUACCACAACAACAACAACAUCAAAUGUUUCAAAAGUAACAAAAGCCAUUGCCAAAUCAACUCAACCACUUGGAAAAUGGACCAUUCACAAAGAUGAAGCUUACUUUUUCCUUGAACAACAUAUCUCACGUUCCAAGAUUGCCGCUUUCGAUAUGGAUGACACAAUGGUAGAACCAAAGUCCGGUGCCAAGUUUGCCAAGUCUCGUACCGAUUGGCAAUGGUGGAAUCCAGUCGUACCAACCAUGAUGAAACAGCUUCACGACGAUGGAUAUCAGGUGAUCGUUAUUACCAAUCAAGGUGGUAUCGGUGUCAAGGUGCAAUUCGAUCUCGCCAAUUCCUUCUACGUCGGUGAUGCCGCCGGUCGUCCAGACGGUUGGAAGCCAGGCAAAAAGAAGGAUUUCGCCGCCUCUGACAAGGGUUUCGCCAUGGCAUCGAAUAUCGACUUCAAAACACCCGAAGAGUUCUUCCUCAAAGAGGCACCGACCACCGCCAUCAACUCGAAAUUCGUCGUGCCCAAAGCAACCACUUCUGGUCCAGAGCUGCAAGGCGACGACCAAACCGUCGUCUCGAAAACUCAGGAGUUGGUAAUCAUGGUCGGUUGGCCGGCAAGCGGUAAGAGCACCUUCACCAAGAAGCACUUUAUUGCCGCUGGCUACGCGUGGGCCAAUCAAGACACUCUCAAGGUGAAAGCUAAAGUUCAGAAGUUCGCAGAGGAACAGCUCUCCCAAGGCAAAUCGGUGGUGAUCGACAACACCAAUCCAACCAAGGCAGCACGUAAGGAGUACAUCAACAUCGCCAAGCGACACGGUGUUCAAGUGCGUUGCUUCCACAUGCAGACCGACCGUGAAACCUCCUACCACAACAACUAUCAUCGUGAGAGAACCCUCGAUGUCAAGCACGUUCCAACCAUGGUAUAUCACAUGUACAACAAGAAUUUCGAGGCACCAGAACUCAGCGAAGGUUUUAAGGAAAUCAAAAAAGUAAACUUUGUUCUCGCAUUGGAUCCAAAGCAUGAGUCAUCCUACAAGAUUCCAGUACCAAACACAGCCAUUUCAGGAACUUAA
Molecule: messenger RNA, 1515 nt
Organism: Heterostelium album PN500
Lineage: Eukaryota; Evosea; Eumycetozoa; Acytosteliales; Acytosteliaceae
Exons: 3
Coding region: 1-1515 (504 amino acids)
Biological process (GO): DNA repair
Molecular function (GO): polynucleotide 3'-phosphatase activity; double-stranded DNA binding; ATP-dependent polydeoxyribonucleotide 5'-hydroxyl-kinase activity
Source: RefSeq, a predicted model, not a curated record